AUGGAAUUAGAAAAAAGAAAACUAAGUGACGAUGAUAAAAAAGAUCUUAUUGAAAAAGUACAAGAAAUUCUUCAUGUAAAAGAAAAGCAAUGUUCGAAAGAAAAUGAAAAACUUGAAUUUAAAUUAAAAUUUGCUGAACAACAUCAAAAAAACGAAUAUGAAUUUCAAAAAUUCUGUAAAGAUUAUGAACAUUCAAUGUAUUUACUAUCGAAACAAAACAUUCAUCACUAUCCAACAGUUAUAUUUGGUCCAUGUCCAUUUUCAAACAUAAAAACUAAACCACGUAAAACAAUACAAACACAUAAUAAAAUUGAACUUCCAUUAAAAUUUCCUUGGAAUGGAGUUUCCGAUACAACAAUUCCAUCAGUAAUAAGAAAAGAUCCAUCAAUAUUCUUCUUCUUCGAAGUACCAUCGUCGGAAAAAAACUAA
Molecule: messenger RNA, 429 nt
Organism: Rotaria sordida
Lineage: Eukaryota; Metazoa; Rotifera; Eurotatoria; Philodinida; Philodinidae
Source: the annotation of a GenBank genome assembly